Bubalus bubalis (water buffalo) is the source of this 3735-nucleotide messenger RNA. RefSeq names its product family with sequence similarity 189 member B (gene ENTREP3). Bases 1185 to 3194 code for a protein of 669 amino acids. NCBI's taxonomy places the organism in Eukaryota, Metazoa, Chordata, Mammalia, Artiodactyla, Bovidae. The transcript has 12 exons. Gene Ontology annotation, cellular component: membrane. The record is from RefSeq and is a predicted model, not a curated record.
GGGGAGCCUGGUGGGCUGCCGCCUAUGGGGUCGCACAGAGUCGGACACGACUGAAGCAACUUAGAAGCAGUAGCAGGUCUUACAGAAGAUAAAGUGGAGGCGACUGGAGUGGAAGCUGAAUUGUGGACUCUGGAGGGAAGGUCGGACCUGGCCUUAGAGAGCUGUGGCGGCGGGACAGCAGAGCCUACUGGCUGGCGCAGGAAGUGGGAGGGAAGUCCCCGGUUGGGCGUGGAAUCGCGGAGCUGCCAGGGAACUUCGCUCUCCACCCCGCUCCUUUAAUGACUUUCUCCUUUAAGAAAGAGCCGCUACCUCUGCUGGGAACGCAGCGGCCGAGGGGCAUGAGAGGCUGGGCGGGGCCCAAGUAGGCGCCGAAAGCUUUAGCUCGGGCCCUACGGGGCCGGAGCUCUGCUCCAGACCAGCGGGGGCGGCCAGCUCGCCCGGCCGUCCGCCCCAUCCCGCCCCGUCCCUCCCUCUUCCUCUCCCCCUCCCUCUCCCCCCAGGGUCUCCGACUGGGACUACAACUCCCGGGGUGCACCGCGCUCGCCCUCGUACCACGCCCCUCCUCCCGCACCAUCUCAUCCCCCAUCCCCCGUCUCCAGUCCUGGACCUGCUGCAGCCUGAGCUAGGGGAGCAGGAGCGUGGUGGGGAGGGGAGUGGGGCUGGCGACCCUAGAGACGGCGGCGCCGCAGCCUCUCCCCACCAGGCGGCCUCGGAUCCAACUGGACACUCUGAAGGCACACCGACCGCGCCUCUAGAGUCACCCCACGCCGACCCGACCCUCUUCUCUAGACUUCUUUCCCAUCCUUCUCGCCUUUUACCCUUCCCACCCUUCCCGGUUCUGGAACGUCUCCCUCUCUUCACUCCCGGACCGGCCCUUUUCGGCGCCCCUCUUCCCUAGGGAGAUGCGAUGAGCCGGUGCCCUCGCGUCCUCAUCGCCGUAACGGGCACGGUGCCCGUCCAGUACCCGUGGUGGGGAGGGAGCACUCCGCGGCCCCUCCGUGAGGCCUCCCCCUUGGACUCCCCCCCAGCUGGAGUCCCUGGGCCAUGCCUCAGGGGACCCAGUCAGGGGGUGGGCUCUAGAGGGAGGGGGGUGGAGAGGAGGAAGGACGGGGCCUUGGGCACCUCUGAGAUGCUCCCAAGCGCCAGGGGGUGCCGAGCAAGGCUCAGGCAACCGGGCGGCAGGCAUGAUGCCCUCGCCUAGCGAUUCCAGCCGCUCGCUGACUAGCCGGCCCAGCACUCGGGGCCUUACACACCUCCGCCUCCACCGACCCUGGCUACAGGCCCUGCUCACGCUGGGGCUGGCUCAGGUGCUCCUGGGCGUCCUGGUGGUCACCUUCAGCAUGGUGGCCUCCUCCAUCACCACCACCGAGAGCGUCAAGAGAUCCUGCCCGUCUUGGGCUGGGUUCUCGCUGGCGUUUUCCGGGGUUGUUGGCAUCGUGUCUUGGAAGCGGCCGUUCACUCUAGUGAUCUCCUUCUUCUCCUUGCUUUCGGUGCUCUGUGUCAUGCUCAGCAUGGCCGGCUCUGUUCUCUCCUGUAAAAACGCUCAGCUGGCCCGAGACUUCCAAGAAUGCAACUUGGAUGGAAAGGUCUGCGUGUGCUGCCCCUCUGUUCAUCUUCUCAGGCCCUGUCCAGAGUCGGGGCAGGAACUGAAAAUUGCUCUUAACUCCACCUGUGAUGAAGCCCGAGGGGCCCUCAAGAACUUACUCUUCAGCGUCUGUGGGCUCACCAUCUGUGCCGCCAUAAUCUGUACCCUCUCUGCCAUUGUCUGCUGCAUCCAGAUCUUCUCCCUGGACCUUGUGCACACGCAGUUGGCACCUGAACGCUCAGUCUCAGGCCCUUUGGGGCCUCUGGGCUGUACCUCCUCGCCCCCAGACCCUCUCCUGCACACCAUGCUGGACCUGGAGGAAUUUGUACCACCCGUGCCCCCGCCACCAUACUACCCCCCAGAGUAUACCUGCAGCUCGGAAACAGACGCGCAGAGCAUCACCUACAAUGGCUCCAUGGACAGCCCAGUGCCCUUGUACCCUACUGAUUGCCCCCCUUCUUAUGAGGCCGUCAUGGGGCUACGAGGAGACAGUCAGGCCACUCUGUUUGAUCCUCAGCUGCAUGAUGGCUCCUGCAUCUGCGAGCGAGUGGCCUCCAUUGUAGACGUGUCCAUGGACAGCGGGUCUCUGGUGCUGUCUGCCAUUGGCGACCUCCCGGGGGGCUCCAGCCCAUCGGAGGACUCGUGCCUACUGGAGUUGCAGGGCUCCGUGCGCUCCGUUGACUACGUGCUCUUCCGCUCUAUUCAGCGCAGCCGCGCUGGCUACUGCCUCAGCCUGGACUGCGGCCUUCGGGGCCCCUUCGAGGACAGCCCCCUUCCCCGGCGGCCCCCAAGGGCAGCCCGCUCCUAUUCCUGCUCUGCCCCCGAAGCCCCACCCCCACUGGGUGCCCCCACAGCAGCCCGCAGCUGCCACCGGCUGGAGGGCUGGCCGCCUUGGGUGGGACCCUGCUUCCCCGAGCUGAGGCGGCGGGUCCCCCGGGGAGGCAGCCGGCCAGCUGCGGCCCCUUCCCCCCGAGCCCCAGCUCGCCGCUUCAGCGAUAGCUCAGGUUCUCUCACCCCGCCGGGGCACCGGCCUCCUCACCCGGCUCCCCCACCACCGCUGCUGCUGCCACGGUCCCACAGUGACCCAGGCAUCACCACCUCCAGCAACACUGCUGAAUUCAGGGACCUUUAUACCAAAGUGCUUGAGGAAGAAGCUGCUUCCGUUUCCUCUGCAGAUACAGGGCUCUGCUCUGAAGCCUGCCUCUUCCGUCUAGCCCAUUGCCCUUCCCCCAAGUUGCUCCGUGCCCGCUCAGCAGAGAAGCGGCGCCCUGUGCCCACCUUCCAGAAGGUCCCCCUGCCCUCGGGCCCUGCACCAGCCCACUCCCUGGGGGACCUGAAGGGCAGCUGGCCAGGCCGGGGCCUGGUCACCCGUUUCCUCCAGAUGUCCAGGAAGGCCCCAGAUCCCAAUGGGAAUGGAGCCCAUGGGCAUAAACAGGUGCCCCGGAGCCCCUGGGGCCGGCCAGGCCGAGAGAGCCUCCACCUUCGCAGCUGCGGCGACCUGAGCUCUGGCUCCUCCCUGAGGCGUCUCCUGUCCGGCCGCAGGCUGGAGCGUGCUACCCGUCCCCACAGCCUCAGCCUCAAUGGGGGCAGCCGGGAGACUGGGCUCUGACCCAGGUGUCCCCCAACACUGAACAGAUCCAGAUGAAUGCUGGGGCCACAGUAGCCCCCAGCACCUCUUGCACUGGCUGACGCACAGAGAAACCUGCUGAACAGUCCCAGAAGUAUCCGUCUCCCUCCUACCUCUAGGGGCUCCUGCUGCUUGCCUCUGCCGUCUGGCCUGGGAGAGCUCCUGUCCUGUGCUGCAUGGGUGUUCAGGUUCUGGGGGACAUGCCUGUGCUUCCGGUGCUGGAGGAGGAAAAUAAAGUCCAGUUCCUCCGGCGUGACAGUAACUCUGAUUCACCAGGGGUUGUGGCCAGGGCACAGGCAUGUCCCGGGUGUUUCAGCAUAGGGGGCUGUAUGCCUGUGCAAUGGGUGGUGAGGCAUGAAGGGUCAGAAAAAUCAGGCUGGCCUCUCAGCUCUACCACUUCUAACUGCAUGACCUUGGGCAAGUUAUUUAACCUCAACUGCCUGAUCCAUAGAACAUUGUGAGGACAAAAGUUUGUAAAGCUCUUAACACACUAAGCCUUCAAUAAAUUUCAGUUUUUCCCUUC